Messenger RNA from Sphenostylis stenocarpa, 1290 nucleotides. NCBI's taxonomy places the organism in Eukaryota, Viridiplantae, Streptophyta, Magnoliopsida, Fabales, Fabaceae. The record is from the annotation of a GenBank genome assembly.
AUGAGCACCUACUCUGAGGGCACCACAUCACAACCAAUGGCAAGCACCAUAAAGGAUGAAGAUUUGGAGAACAACAAUGAGAAGACAGCAAUGGUGAGGAAGAAGUCAGAAGUAGUUGUGGUGGCAAGUAGUAAUGGUCGUCUCGAAAUGCUUAGGAGUUUGAUGACGAAUUUGCAAGUGGUGUUUCUUGGCACUAAGCUGGUUGUGCUUUUUCCAGCAGUCCCUUUGGCUGUUGUUGCAAGUUUCUAUGGCUUUGGAAGGCCUUGGAUUUUUGCUUUCAGCCUCCUUGGACUUGCUCCUCUAGCAGAGCGUGUGAGCUUCCUCACUGAGCAAAUUGCAUAUUAUACUGGUCCAACAGUUGGAGGGCUUCUGAAUGCAACUUGUGGAAAUGCAACUGAGAUGAUCAUAGCAUUAUUAGCACUUCAUCAGAACAAAGUGAAUGUUGUGAAGUUGUCCCUGCUUGGUUCCAUUCUCUCAAACCUUCUCUUGGUUCUUGGCAGUUCACUCCUCUGUGGUGGUUUAGCCAAUCUCAAGAGAGAGCAAAGAUAUGACAGAAAACAGGCUGAUGUAAACUCACUGGUUUUGUUGAUGGGGUUGCUGUGCCAUUUGCUGCCAUUGUUGUUCAGAUACGCCAUAGGAGGAGCCCAUCAAUCCAUAGCCACUCACACUCUUCAGUUGUCCAGAGCAAGCAGUAUUCUUAUGCUUCUAGCAUACCUUGCUUACAUCUUCUUCCAAUUAAAAACUCACAGAAAAUUGUUUGAGGCACAAGAGGAGGAGGAAGAUGAAGAGAAGGCUGUGAUAGGAUUUUGGAGUGCAUUUACGUGGUUGGUGGGUAUGACAUUGGUCAUUUCUGUACUUUCUGAAUAUGUUGUGGGAACCAUAGAGGCUGCUUCAGAUUCAUGGGGCAUUUCUGUAAGCUUCAUUAGCAUAAUUUUGCUACCUAUAGUUGGAAAUGCUGCAGAACAUGCUGGUUCAAUCAUAUUUGCUUACAAGAACAAGUUGGACAUAUCUUUGGGUGUUGCUAUGGGAUCUGCAACUCAAAUUUCUAUGUUUGUGGUUCCAUUAAGUGUGGUUGUUGCAUGGAUAAUGGGUAUAAAAAUGGAUUUGGAUUUCAGUCUUCUUGAAACUGGGUGUCUUGCUUUUACCAUUUUAGUUACAGCCUUCACUUUGCAGGAUGGAACUUCACACUACAUGAAAGGAGUGGUUCUUACUCUGUGUUACAUUGUCAUUGCUGCAUGUUUUUUUGUUCUCGAAACUCCCCUAACAGGUAAGUAUGCAUAUAUUGAGUGA